UGGCUGUGGUAUGGACAAUCCAAAAUCCAAGAUGGCGGCCACCAUGGCUAUUUUUUGGAACAUCCAUUUAACUUGUGCUGUUGCGUUUCUUGUGCGAAUAGGGCUUAUGGUGUACGGUGAAUGGCAAGACAGGACCAUGGCUGUCAAGUAUACGGACAUCGAUUAUCACGUAUUCACGGAUGCGGCAAGACAUGUUUUUUACGGGCGAUCGCCAUACGAACGCGCCACCUAUCGCUAUACCCCUCUAUUAGCCAUGCUUCUAACGCCAAACAUCUCGCUCAAUAUCGCAUUCGGGAAGGUCCUCUUUAUCCUCUUUGAUAUCUUGAGCGGAUUCUUGAUUUUUGCGAUUCAAAAAGAGAGGGGGUUAUCGUACAAAACUUGUGUUGUUAGUUCGUGGUUCUGGUUUUUUAACCCGAUGCCAGCGACGGUUUCUUCCCGAGGCAACGCGGAAUCCAUCAUGGCCGCCCUUGUGUUGAUAACUCUUUACUUUGCUUUAAAGCGGAAGGAAGUGUUGACAGGGUUUUUUCUUGCCCUUGCCGUGCAUUUUAAAAUAUUUCCUAUAAUUUAUAGUCUGCCAUUGUUUUUACUUAUCGGAGAGCGUUGUCGUGAUGCCAGUUUGUCGAAAAGCUGGUCAAAUGGGGGGCUUGAGCUCUGUAAAUCUUUGCUUGGGUAUAUCUUCCGGCCAGCAAGAGUCAUCCUUGUCUUGGUGUGUGUGACGACACUUGUUGGACUUACAUUGGGGCUUUACGUGAGCUAUGGGUUUGAGUUCCUGGAACAUACCUACUUGUACCACGUUACCAGGACAGACUUAAAGCAUAACUUCUCAGUGUACUUCUACAUGUUGUAUCUGACACAAGACAUGCCCUGGUCAAGAGUGAUUGGAUUGCUUGCAUUUGUUCCCCAGCUUGUUAUGACUGUGUUUCUCGCCUUCAAAUAUUACAGGGAUAUAUGCUUCUGUUGCCUGUUGCAAACCUUUGCUUUUGUCACCUUUAACAAAGUCUGCACGUCACAGUACUUCCUAUGGUACUUGUGUCUACUCCCGCUGGCCGUUCCCUACAUCAGGGUCAGUUUGAGUCGUGCCUUGGUUAUGGCCAUCUCUUGGUUUGCUGCUCAGGGUCUGUGGCUGCUGGCUGCCUAUUAUCUAGAAUUCCAGGGAUUCAACACCUUUAUCUUUAUCUGGCUGGCAAGCAUUGUAUUCUUUGUGGUCAAUUUGUGGAUUUUAGUUGAAUUUAUAAAGAGCUAUCAGCCAUUAACAAAAUCAGACUCUAAAAAGUCUAAUUAAAGUGCAAAAGGUCAUUAAUUAAAGAGGCAUGCAAUAGAAGUAAAUAGUUAUGUUUAUAAGUAUGCUGUGGUUUGGAAAUAUAUUGAGCACAGUUGAAAUUCUAAAGGUGAUAGCCAUUUUAUUUAAAAGCCUAAUAAAAAUUUAUGUAUUAUGUAGUUUUUUUAAUAUUUAAGAAUAACUGAUUCAUGUAAACUUCUCUAAAGCAUUUCUUGAUAAAAUCAUGCAAACUAGAUAAAAUUGGUAAUAACUGAGUAUUUUGUAAAAUUUAUGUCACAUGGAAUAUAACUAAUCUUAGAAAGCUCAUAUUAUUGUUCAUAAUCUUGUAAUACAGUUUGGUUUGAGGAUGUAUUUUCAACAGCCUCAGCCUGCAAAAAGUGCUGAAUGACUUCAGACAACACAGUCUUAGGGUGUGUGGAUAAUGAAAACCACUCUGUCAUCUUGUAUACAGCGUACGGUUGUGAAAAUGCACAAUGCUACAUGUGUUAAACCAUCCCUUGCCGUGAAAUCCCCAGCCUAUCUUGUAGGCCCUUGGUAGUUUUUCUAAGAUCUCUCUCUAUCAGUUCAAGCUGAUGUCUGGUUCUUGACGUGUCAAAUGCUGGUGGCGGUUUCACAGUCCUCGCUUUUGCCAGGUGUGCAGAAACUGGUCGAGGUUUCUUGCCACUCUCUGGGCGGUCACGCCGAACUAAAAUAAUAAUUAAAAUCAUCAAGUUGCUGAAUAUUAGUAGGGUAAAAUGUUGUAUGUAAAUGUAUCAAUCAGAAUUGAAAGGCUAAAAAUGAGAAACAAAACAGAUGCAUGUGAACAUCCGAAAAAGGGGUCAAACACUGAAAAUGGCCAGGGACAAUGCGAAAGUGCAAUGGGAAAGUGAAGAACUAAGUGUGCAUGGUUACUGGAUGGAUAGUACAUAACCAAUAAAACAAAGAAUUAUGCCUACAGAAAAUGAGCAGAUGCGCGAGAACAAAAAGAAUUCAAGAAUUGCGCUUAGAUAUUAAGCGACGUGCAUGAAUUAUAAAGGGACAACAAGCGUAAAAAGUAAACAGGUGCGCGUGAAUGACCAGACUCGUGAUUAAACAGGUGCGCGUGAAUGAUCAGACUCGUGAUUAAACAGGUGCGCGUGAAUGAUCAGACUCGUGAUUAAACAGGUGCGCGUGAAUGAUCAGACUCGUGAUUAAACAGGUGCGCAUGAAUGAUCAGACUCGUGAUUAAACAGGUGGGCGUGAAUGAUCAGACUCGUGAUUAAACAGGUGCGCGUGAAUGAUCAGACUCGUGAUUAAACAGGUGCGCAUGAAUAAUCAGACUCGUGAUUAAACAAAUGCGCGUGAAUGAUCAGACUCUUGAUGAAACAGGUGCGCGUGAAUGAUCAGACUCGUGAUUAAACGCAUGUGAACAAUUAGAAUUAUGAUGAAACAACGAGAAGACGCAUGUGAACAAUCAGAAUUGUGAUGAAACAACGAGAAGAAGUGUGUGAACAAUUAGAAUUAUGAUGAAACAACGAGAAGGCGCAUGUGAACAAUUAGAAUUGUGAUGAAACAACGAGAAGAUGUGUGUGAACAAUUAGGAUUAUGAUGAAACAACGAGAAGACGCAUGUGACCAAUUAGAAUUGCGAUGAGACAACGAGAAGAUGUGUGUAAACAAUUAGGAUUAUGAUGAAACAACGAGAAGACGUGUGUGUACAAUCAGAAUUGUGAUGAAACAACGAGAAGACGUGUGUGAACAAUUAGAAUUGUGAUGAAACAACGAGAAGGCGCAUGUGAACAAUUACGAUUAUGAUGAAACAACGAGAAGACGCAUGUGAACAAUUAGAAUUGUGAUGAAACAACGAGAAGGCGCAUGUGAACAAUUAGGAUUAUGAUGAAACAACGAGAAGACGUGUGUGUACAAUCAGAAUUGGAAUGAAACAACGAGAAGACGUAUGUGAACAAUUAGAAUUAAGAUGAAACAACAAGAAGACGCAUGUGACCAAUUAGAAUUGUGAUGAGACAACGAGAAGACGUGUGUGAAUAAUUAGAAUUAUGAUGAAACAACGAGAAGACGCAUGUGACCAAUUAGAAUUGUGAUGAGACAAUGAGAAGACGUGUGUGAAUAAUUAGAAUUAUGAUGAAACAACGAGAAGACGUGUAUGAACAAUCAGAAUUGUGAUGAAACAACGAGAAGACGUGUGUGAACAAUCAGAAUUGUGAUGAAACAGUGAGAAGACGUAUUUGAACAAUCAGAAUUGUGAUAAAACAACGAGAAGACGAGUGUAAACAAUCAGAAUUGCGAUAAAACAACGAGAAGACGCGUGUGAACAAUCAGAAUUGUGAUGAAACAACGAGAAGACGCAUGUGAACAAUAAGAAUUGUAGCCUGAGUAUCAGGCGAUUUUAUUUUUCAAAAGUUGGAAAGGAAAAAUAAAAGUACGCCUGACACAAAUACUAGACGCGACGCCUGCCGCCCCUUUUCAGGCCACUGCCAAAAUACGUCGGCUGUCAAUUUCCCAAUGACUCGCGUGGUGGCAUAAUUGAAUGCCCAAAUCAUAUUAUAAUCAACAAUUAAAGUAAAAAAAAAAUACAUUGGUGCUAUAUGCAAGGGUAAUAAUUUUAGUAACGACGAACCCCAGUGAGGGUUACUUUAUGCUAAAUGAUUUGAAACGCAAAGAUAGUUCACGGCUCAGACGUGUGUAAACAAUUAGAAUUAUGAUGAGACAACGAGAAGACGCAUGUGAACAAUUAGAAUUGUGAUGAAACAACGAAAAGACGCAUGUGAACAAUUAGAAUUAUGAUUAAACAACGAGAAGACGUGUGUGAACAAUCAGAAUUGUGAUGAAACAACGAGAAGACGCAUGUGACCAAUUAGAAUUGUGAUGAGACAACGAGAAGACGUGUGUGAACAAUUAAAAUUAUGAUGAACCAAUGAGAAGACGUGUAUGAACAAUCAGAAUUGUGAUGAAACAACGAGAAGACGAGUGUAAACAAUCAGAAUUGCGAUAAAACAACGAGAAGACGCAUGUGAACAAUUAGAAUUAUGAUGAAACAACGAUAAGACAAGUGUGAACAAUCAGAAUUGUGAUGAAACAACGAGAAGGCGCAUGUGAACAAUUAGAAUUAUGAUGAAACAACGAGAAGACGUGUGUGAACAAUCAGAAUUGUGAUGAAACAACGAGAAGACGCAUGUGACCAAUUAGAAUUGUGAUGAGACAACGAGAAGACGUGUGUGAACAAUUAAAAUUAUGAUGAACCAAUGAGAAGACGUGUAUGAACAAUCAGAAUUGUGAUGAAACAACGAGAAGACGAGUGUAAACAAUCAGAAUUGCGAUAAAACAACGAGAAGACGCAUGUGAACAAUUAGAAUUAUGAUGAAACAACGAUAAGACAAGUGUGAACAAUCAGAAUUGUGAUGAAACAACGAGAAGACCCAUGUGACCAAUUAGAAUUGUGAUGAGACAACGAGAAGACGUGUGUGAACAAUUAGAAUUGUGAUGAAACAAUGAGAAAACGUGUGUGAACAAUCAGAAUUGUGAUUUAAUAAGGGACUGAGCGUAGUUUAUUAGUAAAACUUAUAUAUAGCAGAGUCACAUUGAUGUUCAACUGUACUUAUUUUUAGUAUUAACUGUAGUAUUCAAGGAUCCGGAGUAAAUAUGAAAAUAUUACCAAUAAAGGAAUGAGCGAUUUUCGCCUUUCUUUAGAAGUA
Molecule: messenger RNA, 4949 nt
Organism: Nematostella vectensis (starlet sea anemone)
Lineage: Eukaryota; Metazoa; Cnidaria; Anthozoa; Actiniaria; Edwardsiidae
Product: GPI mannosyltransferase 1
Exons: 4
Coding region: 11-1282 (423 amino acids)
Biological process (GO): GPI anchor biosynthetic process
Cellular component (GO): membrane; glycosylphosphatidylinositol-mannosyltransferase I complex
Molecular function (GO): GPI mannosyltransferase activity; alpha-1,4-mannosyltransferase activity
Source: RefSeq, a predicted model, not a curated record